AUGUGUCUUUUUUAGAUUAUGUUAUACCUCGUGUGGUUGGCGGUAAUUGUUGCCGCUUCGGCGCUGUACUUCCGCCAGCUGUACUCCAGAUUCUCCAGAUAUGGGGUGAAAACUUUCAAGCCCAUCCCCAUCUUGGGCAACAUGUUCAGAGUCAUUAUGCGGAUUGAUACCUUCGCUGAUGAUGUCCAGAGAUACUAUGACGGAUUUCCGGGAGAGAGGUUUGUCGGGAGAUACGAAUUCUUGAAUCCGAUGGUUAUAGUCAGGGACCUCGAGCUGGUGAAGAAAAUCACUGUCAAGGACUUUGAGUACUUCCUCGACCAUCGGUCGUUUGUCGACGAAAAAGUGGACCCCUUCUUUGGAAGAAACCUAUUCUCGCUAAAAGGCCAAGAAUGGAAGGACAUGCGAUCAACUUUGAGUCCAGCAUUCACCAGCUCCAAGAUACGACUGAUGGUGCCAUUUAUGGUAGAAGUUGGUAAUCAGAUGAUAGAAGCUCUUAAGAUGAAGAUAAAGAAAUCAGGAGUUGACUAUAUCGAUUUCGAUGCUAAGGACUUGACAACUCGAUAUGCUAAUGACGUCAUCGCAUCCUGUGCAUUCGGCCUGAAGGUGGACUCUCUGAAGAAAGAGGACAACGAAUUUUAUAAGAAGGGAAAAGAAGCUUCUACAUUUGGAUUCUAUCAAAUUCUUAAAUUGUUUGGCUUUCUGUCAGCUCCAAAACUUAUGUCGAAACUGAAAUUUAGACUCUUCACAAGUGCCACUACCUCGUUCUUUAAGACCUUGGUGCUGAGUACCAUGAGGAACAGGGAGGAGCAAAACAUUAUCAGACCCGACAUGAUACAUCUACUCAUGGAAGCCAAGAAAGGAAAAUUGACAUUCGACGAUAAAACAAAACAAGAUGACCACGCCGGAUUCGCUACUGUUGAAGAGUCAAAUGUUGGAAAAGAAGAUAUAGAUAGAGAUUGGUCAGACGUCGAUUUAAUAGCUCAAGCUGUUCUAUUCUUCAUCGCUGGCUUCGAGACUGUAUCCUCAGCGAUGUCAUUUGCCCUUCACGAGUUGGCUCUCAAUCCUGAAGUACAAGAGAAACUGGCACAGGAGAUAAAAGAGAAUGACAUUAAAAAUGGUGGGAAAUUCGACUACAAAUCCAUUCAGGAGAUGACGUAUAUGGAUAUGGUAAUUUCAGAGGUUCUCAGAUUAUGGCCGCCGGCAGUCGCUCUGGAUAGGCUGUGUGCUAAAGACUAUAAUUUAGGCAAACCCAACAGUAAAGCAACCAAAGAUUAUGUUAUACGCAAAGGUGAAAAUCUUGGAAUACCAACUUGGGCCUUCCACCGGGACCCUCAGUACUUUCCAAAUCCCCUGAAGUUCGACCCGGAACGUUUCUCUGACGAAAAUAAACACAACAUACCACCUUCUGCGUACAUGCCGUUUGGAUUGGGUCCCAGGAACUGUAUUGGUUCAAGAUUCGCGCUGUGCGAAGUGAAAGUGAUGCUGUACCAACUGCUGCAACAUAUGGAGCUGACACCGUGUGAGAAGACUUGUAUACCCACCAAGCUCAGUACUGAUACUUUCAACCUUCGCAUCAAAGGAGGUCACUGGUUGCGUUUAAAACAAAGAACAUAGGCAUUAUAUAUUGUU
Achroia grisella is the source of this 1629-nucleotide messenger RNA. Its product is annotated as cytochrome P450 9e2-like. The transcript is spliced from 10 exons. Lineage: Eukaryota; Metazoa; Arthropoda; Insecta; Lepidoptera; Pyralidae. Gene Ontology annotation, molecular function: iron ion binding; heme binding; monooxygenase activity. The record is from RefSeq and is a predicted model, not a curated record.